Molecule: messenger RNA, 1340 nt
Organism: Benincasa hispida (wax gourd)
Lineage: Eukaryota; Viridiplantae; Streptophyta; Magnoliopsida; Cucurbitales; Cucurbitaceae
Product: Tetratricopeptide repeat (TPR)-like superfamily protein
Molecular function (GO): protein binding
Source: RefSeq, a predicted model, not a curated record
UAUAUAUUUAGGUUGAGUCUUUCCGGCCUAUUCAACAUUGUAUUUACAUCAUCAUUUAAAUCAAGCAACUACCACAUUUGCCAAAUUAAAAUUAUAACAUUUAUUGAAUUCUGCUCGUAGCUUUAGAGUCGACGGCAAAAUUAAACGCCGCCCUCUGCAGACCCGAUUCCGAUCUACCCCAAUCCCUGACUCCGUUCUAAUCCGAUUUUGAUUGUAUUCGGAGUUCUUCUACUUCUCGGAAUUGAUCAAAAGCAGGGUGACAGAAAUUGGUUGCAGGCUCGUUCAGAGAUCGAUAAACAUGGUGACCGACAUACUUCUUCAAAUUGUUCUCAUCCUCGUAAUGGUCGUCAUGUUCCUUGCUAUGCACAACAUUCCACAGAGAUAUUUUGCCAAGCUCCGAUUGCGCUUUCGAUCCAACGUCGAAUCAAAACGUCACUUCGUUAGAGGCGCUCAGCUUCUCGCUCGAGCGAGAUCUGCUCCGUCGCGCUCCUCAGCCACGUCGUUAGCGGAAGAAGUCGUAGCGGAAGCCGAUAAGGCUAUCGCUCUUGAUCCUAAGGAUGCCGCUGCUCACAUCCUCAAAGCUCUGGCUCUCGACAUUCAAGGAUUCAAGACCUCUGCUCUGGAAUCGCUCGAUACGGCUCUGUCGCCGCUCGUCGCAAAGUCACUCAGCGAUGAGGAGCGAGGCGACGCGUUGUUCAAGCGAGCUGAGUUGAAGAUGUCCACGAACCGGCGAGCCCUAGUUGACUCGGCUUUGGCUGACUUGACCGAGUCCGUGACACUGAGUCAGAAUGCAAAUUCCUACUACUGGUUAGGGAAAUGCUACGAGAUCAAGAAACUGAGAGGAGAGGCCAAAAAAGCAUAUGAAGAAGCUUUGAAUAUAGAACCACGAUUAUCCAACGCUCGGGAGGCAUUGGAACGUCUAUCAUCAUCGUAAUCAAGCCGACGACCACUGUGAACUGAUGGGAGGUCAACGCUAGAAGAAAAGAACAUCCCUCGAUUUUGUCAGGUCCAAAUAUCUCCUCCAUUCUCGUGGUUCUUGCUACCGGACUCCUUUAUUUAUCUUAUGAUUGAGACGCUGAAUUGGCAUCUGAGAUGAAAUCCUAAUUGCAAUGCCAUCUCCAGAAUAGUUCUCUCUUGUCUGAGACUAAUGUUUGUUCGUUGUUUGGGUUGUGAACAAGCGUUUGAAUAGGGUCUAAUAUUUGUUUCGUUUCUCUGAAAUCUUCGUUUUCUUGUCUUCGAUGCAAUCUGUUAAUUUUGCCAUAGAUUUAGUUGUAGCUUUUGUAAAAUUAGGGAUUGGAACAAACCCAGAGAGGAAAUUUACAUGGCAAAUAUUCGAAGUA